UCAAGUAGGUAUUUGGAACGGCAAACGCUCUAUAUUUUUUUUAGCUGCGGAUGUUAUAUAUCUGGAGAAUUUUCCAUCCCUUUUUUAUCUUUCUCCAGAUUUUGGUAUUCAUUCGUUAUUCGAAUUGGGAGGGAUCGGACUUGAUAGAUCUAAAAAUAUCAGACGUAUUUACGAUAGGCUACAACAAUCAACAUGGCGGACUACAAUACUUCAUCUGGUGCAAUGGUCGACCAUGAUGCCAACCAAGGACAAUUACGUCAGAGAAACGUUGUCGGUAUGGAAGAAGGACCUGAUGCUGAUGCACAACUCGCUGCUCAGUUUGGAUAUCAGCCGGUAUUCAAGAGAGAAUUUGGAUACCUCUCGACUUUCUCCUUCGCCGUCUCUAUCAGUGGAUUAUUUGCUACUAUUAUGACCACUUUCUCCUACCCAAUAAUGUCUGGUGGAUCUGCUGCGGCCGUGUGGUGUUGGGCAAUUUCUGGUGCUGGUUGCAUGUGUAUCGCUGUGAGUUCAAUGAUAGCGACAAUGUUUCGACCAUUUUACUGAUUCCAUAUUAGCUUUCUGUUGCUGAGCUGGUCUCUGCAUAUCCUACCUCCGGCGGUCUAUACUUUACAAUUUCACGACUUGCACCGCAAGGUUGGGUGCCAUCUAUCAGUUGGGUUACUGGUUGGUUGAAUCUUCUUGGACAGGUCGCUGGUGUUGCUUCAUCUCAAUACGGUGCAUCUCAAAUGCUGCUUGCAGCUGUUUCGAUCGGAAAAGAUUUCAACUACACAAUUGACGCAAAUACAACAGUUGGUGUAAUGGCAGGUCUGAUGGUUCUUACGGGCUUAGUCAAUUCUUUAUCUACCUAUUGGAUGGAAAAGAUGACAAAGAGCUACGUUAUUUUCCAUGUUCUUGUUUUGGUAUCGUGCUGCAUUGCUCUUCUGGUCAAAACCCCAAACAAACAUAAUGCCACCUAUGUUUUUACCGAUGUUGAUUCAACCUCCGGUUGGACCCCUGUAGGAUGGAGCUUCUUGUUCGGUUUCCUUUCCGUUUCCUGGACCAUGACCGAUUAUGAUGCUACGGCCCACAUUACCGAAGAGUAAGUAAUCCGACUUUUCUUGAACCAUUUGGGCUAAUCAAUCCAUCAGAAUUUCCGAGCCAGAGAAAAAGGCACCAUGGGCUAUUUCCAUGGCCAUGCUUUUCACCUACAUCGCUGGAUUUCUCUUUAACAUUGUCCUUUGUUUCUGCAUGGGUGAUCCAUCCGAGAUUCUUGGCACAAGCAUUGGUCAACCAGUCGCUCAACUUUUCUAUAACAGUCUUGGAAAAGUAGGUGGUAUUUUCUAUACCGUUUGUGGGUUCAUUAUUCUUGAAUUCGUUUGCUUUACUGCUAUGGUAUGUGAUGAAUUCUUUCCUUUCGUCUCUUGCAAAAAUGGGCUGACAAUCAAUCUAGCAAUCAUUGGCGCGAACAGUUUUCGCUUUCUCUCGUGAUAAGCUUCUGCCAUUUUCCAAAGUCUGGACGAAAAUCUUACCCAUUACUGGAACCCCCAUUGCAGCUGUUUGGAUCUCUGUUGCCCUUUGCAUCGCUAUCAACCUUAUCGGCCUUGGUUCCUACACUGCCAUUUCUGGAGUCUUCAAUGUUUGCGCCAUCGCUUUAGACUGGAGUUAUUGCAUUCCAAUUGCCUGCAAACUCAUGUUUGGCAAAUUCGAGCCAGGUCCAUGGCACAUGGGCAAAUUCAGUACUGCCGUAAAUGCAUGGGCUUGUAUCUGGACUGUGUUUGUCAGUAUCAUCUUCAUUCUCCCGACCGAACGACCAGUGACUGCCCUCAACAUGAACUACGCUAUCGCCUUCCUAGGACUAAUCCUAGGAUUCUCUACCAUUUACUGGUAUAUUUCCGGCAAGAAGUUCUACACCGGUCCUGUCAUCGAAGCCGCCGACGGAGACUCCCUCAGGAAUUCGUCAGACCGUGGCUCGAGACAGGAGAAGGUGGAGAACGGAAAUAAAUUAUAAACCUGAGGUUUGGGUUAUGAUUAUUUUUAAGAUCAUGAUUGAUAUGAUAAUUUUGCGACGUAUCUGCCAUUGCGACCUUUAUGAUAAGGGAGAAAAGGGAUUAUUAGAGCCAUUGCGACUUGACGUAUCGAUACGCGCAGGAGGAUUUUGUUUUUUUUUAUUGAGAUACCACUUCAUUUCCCAUUGCGACCAUACCUAUUGCGCCUUAUAAAAGCUAUUACGCCUUUAAUAAAUAAAAAUACAAUAUAAGAAGAAAAAAA
Molecule: messenger RNA, 2247 nt
Organism: Sclerotinia trifoliorum
Lineage: Eukaryota; Fungi; Ascomycota; Leotiomycetes; Helotiales; Sclerotiniaceae
Source: the annotation of a GenBank genome assembly